Gadus chalcogrammus (walleye pollock) is the source of this 2329-nucleotide messenger RNA. Its product is annotated as E3 ubiquitin-protein ligase TRIM39-like. Gene Ontology annotation, molecular function: protein binding; zinc ion binding. NCBI's taxonomy places the organism in Eukaryota, Metazoa, Chordata, Actinopteri, Gadiformes, Gadidae. The record is from RefSeq and is a predicted model, not a curated record. The coding region runs from base 395 to 2020 and encodes 541 amino acids. The transcript has 2 exons.
GACCCCAGCUCAUUGUCUGUUUCCGUCUAAAAUCAGAUCGGGGUUGGAUGAAAAGUAUUCGGGGAAGCCCAGGAAACCCGAAUAUAUCUACACCGAUGAUCCCUGUUACAGUUGCAAAUAACCAUUAAAUCACCACAAUGUCUCUCGUUCUGCACCGGCUCUCUACUAACUCCAGAAAGAAGAGAACACACAUCACCGCAUUUGAAGAGGCCGACACGGUGAAUAAAUGCAGUGCACUCACGUACCGUGGCGGCGGAGCCAGGUGUUAGGGGAGGAGGGGAAAGGCAUGUUGAGGAAACGAAACCUAAAGCACCCCGACGUGUAAGCGGUUCCCUCUUUCUGGAGAAUAAUAAUACACAUCAAAUAGUCUGACAGACAGCAACAACAGCAAGGAAUGGCCUCUGCAAUCACUUCCUGGUCUGAGGAGAACUUUUCAUGUUCCAUCUGUCUGGAUGUGUUAUGCAGUCCAGUUUCCACACCAUGUGGACACAACUUCUGCAGAACCUGUAUUACAAAGUACUGGGAUGAACAAGUCAAGUACAAAUGUCCUGUUUGCAACAAGCUUUUCGACACAAGACCUGAUCUACAGGUCAAUACCCUCUUAUCAGAGAUGGUUGAUCGGUUUGGAACAUCCGUAAGAGUAAGAGAGCAGCCUUAUGUUGAACCAGCUGAAGUUCCCUGUGACGUUUGUACUGGGACCCAGCUGAAGGCUGUGAAGUCCUGCCUGGAGUGCUUUAUGUCGUUCUGCCAAACCCACCUGGAGCCACAUCAGAGAGUCACAGUUUUGAAGAAACAUCGGCUGGCCGAGCCUAUGGACCGUCUGGAAGACCGGAUGUGUAAGAUACACGACCGACUUCUGGAGCUCUUCUGCCAGACUGAACAGGUGUGUGUGUGUCAGUUCUGCACAGGGGGUGACCACAGGUCCCAUCCUGUUGUACCUCUAAAGGAGGAAUAUGAAGUGAAGAUGGCCCAGCUGGGGAAGAUAGAGGCUGAAGUCCAGCAGAUGAUCCAGGAGAGACAAAAUAAUAUUCAGGAGAUUAAAGACAAAAUAAAAUGCAGCAAAGCAGAUGCAGACAGAGAGAUAGCCGAUGGUGUGCAGGUCAUCACUGCUCUGAUGCGCUGCAUUGAAAGGUGCCAGGAUGAUCUCAACCAAAUGGUUAAAGAGAGACUGAAAUCCACUGAGAAACAAGCUGAAGACCUCAUCAAAGAGUUGGAGCAGGAAAUAGAAGAUCUGACCAAUAGAAGCUCAGAGGUGAAGCAGCUCUCACACACUAAAGACCACCUACACUUCCUCCAGGCCUUCAGAUCCCUGAAGGAUCCUCCACCCACCAGGGACUGGACGACGGUGGAGGUCCGUCCUCCAUCAUACGUAGGGAUCUUGAGGAGAUCCCUGGAUCAGCUGGAGGAGACACUGAGCAUGGAGAUGAUGAAGCUGCAUGAUACUGAACUGAAGAUAGUCCAGCAGUAUGAAGUAGAUGUGACUCUGGAUCCUGAUACAGCUCAACCCCGUCUCAUCCUGUCUGAGGAUGGGAGACAAGUACAUGAUGGAUGUGUAGAGAGGAAACUCCUGGACAACCCUAAGAGAUUUACGAAGCAACUAUGCGUUCUAACGAGGCAGAGCUUCUCCUCAGGGAGAUUUUACUUUGAGGUCAAGGUUAAAGACAAGACUGGAUGGGGUUUAGGAGUGGUUAGAGAGUCCAUCAACAGAAACAGUUUCAUUAUAGUGACCCCUGAGACGGGUUACUGGACUCUUUACUACGAAGAGUAUGGGUUGUUAUUUAGUGAUGACCCUGAUGUCCGUCUCCCUCUGAGAGCUGAGCUCCAGAAGGUAGGGGUGUUUGUUGAUUAUGAUGAGGGUCUGGUCUCCUUCUAUGAUGUGGAAGCCAGGGUUCAUAUCUACUCUGCUACUGGCUGCACCUUUAGUGAGCCUCUCUGUCCAAUCCUCUGUCCAAGUCUCUAUGACUAUAAAGGUAACAACUCUGCCCCCCUGAUCAUCUCACCUGUCAAUCAAACAGACUAGGACCUUUGUUUGAUAAUCAAAUAAUCAAACAACCUAAACAACUGAUGUUGUUUUCUGAAUUAGAAUCUCUACUAUGUGAGAUCUGAGAGAACUAUAUUGAUAUUGUACUUUUCACUCUAAUUUAACAGAUCAAUAAAUGAAUCCACUAACAUUGUGUAAUAUAAAAAAUAUAACCUAUUAUAAUUCAUACAACUAUGAACUCUUUCUGUAUUUUUAAUGUAAGAAAGAAAGUAAGUAAAUAACGUGAAAUGUUUAUUUUGAUAACAAUCUCAAUAUUUUUUUUAUAUUCUUUUAUUAUUUUGAAUGAUG